Laccaria bicolor S238N-H82 is the source of this 2834-nucleotide messenger RNA. RefSeq lists its product as uncharacterized. Lineage: Eukaryota; Fungi; Basidiomycota; Agaricomycetes; Agaricales; Hydnangiaceae. Bases 120 to 2834 code for a protein of 904 amino acids. The record is from RefSeq and is a predicted model, not a curated record. The transcript is spliced from 3 exons.
CUUGCUGCCAAAACCAAGAUCAGGUUGUCUCUGUGGCUUUACGACAGAGCCACAUACAUUCCUUCAAUAAUUCCCCUUCGUUGCAAUCCUGGACACCCCAUGUUUUGUAUCACAAAAAAAUGCACAAGAAUCGUUUCAAUAUGCAACAUCCAAAACAAACGGCUCUCCCAAUGUCGCCUUCUUAUCCCUAUACCGUAGACCCCUUCUUGACAAAUCAAAAUCAAGACGACGAGGACGACAACGACAUAUGUCCCGUCUGCGAUGGGGAAUGCACCUGCGACAACAAACCGAGGUCAUCAGCACCUCUCUCCAUGGCAGAACUCAGUCUGCAAUACGCCAGAUCUACCUCUGCAUCUAUGCCUAUUUCGGCCCCCACUCCCCCUCCUUCAAAACCUGCCCUGCCCUCUCUAAAGAUAAAAUUCACCGUUCCACCCAGCUUGCUCGGCAAGAGACGAGCCUUGCUAGCCAACAAAUCAAAGAAUCCCGCAGGGACGACGUCCGCCAUCGCAAACGGCGGAGAACACUCACACUCCCUCCAUCCCAUCCCCGGCCCUUCUCGCCCUCUAACCCCCAACACCCUCCUUCCAAAAAAGAGAGGCCGCCCUCCAAAGACCCUCGCCGCCCGACCCCCUCCAAAACAACCGUCCAAAUCAGCCCUCCUUGGUACACAGAAGAAAUUAAAACUCCACAAGAGCCUCAAGGACAAAGGCAUGAUCGCGAAGAAGCCUGUAGGUGCGACCAAGAAGCGAAGGCGCACCAUCACCAGCGAAUCGUCCGAUGAUAUGAGUGAUCGCCACAACCCUUAUGAUCCUGACGACGAUGAAGACGCAGAGUCCGUCCAGUUCCCGACGUUUCUCUCCGCCUCUGCAUUAUCUUCCAUGUCGUCUGACGACUCCUCAUCGUCGUUGUCUGACUUUGACACGGACUCUUCAAUCGAGGCUGAGGAAGAGACUUUUAUAUUGUCUGAGGUCAGAGACAAAACUCGCUUUCGCCGCGAGCUUUUGGGCGAAGAUGUUCAACGAAGGAACGCGCACAACGACUGGAUCAUCAAGCCCCGUAAGAAGAGCGUUGGUCUCAGCGACGCUGAGAUGGACGUUGACAGCGAUGCAACGGAGGAUGAAGAUGAAGAACAGCAAGCGGAGGAGAUGGACGAGGAAGAGGAAGAGACAGAUGGGAGAGGUACCGGUGCAGGCUACGUUGGGCUUGCUACCGGCUGGUCAGAGGACGAUGAAUCUAGUUUUGAUGCCGACCUUUUCUUUGCCAAUCUUUCUGGAUCAGAUUGUGACUCGUCCUCGUCUGCGGAGGGUGGUGGUGGCGACGAUGGCGAUCAGUCCGAUGCUUCAUCGCAGGACUCGAUGGAGGCGGAGCUAUUGCACAUGCGCGAGGAGCUGGAGAACCUUCCCUUUGAGGUCACCGAGGGUUGGGAUGGCCAGCUCGUGUUCACCAACGGGCUUAGUGAUAGCCAAGGCAUCGUUGACAUUGAUUUUGAAGUCAAUGCCUCUCAGUUCGUUGUCGAGACGUCCAGCCCCCCUCCUAGCCAAGACAGCGAUGUCGAGAUGUCCACAAGCGACGUCGAUGAUGGCGGAUACGAGGAAGAUGGUGGUGAGGGAGAGGGAGAUACCACUGAUGAAGAGCUGGUUGGCGAAGAUGACCUUCCAAACGAGCGUGCCAUGAGGCUUUUCCACCUUCCUUUCAGCGUGUCUGCGAUCAACCCCCUGUCUACCGUCAGCCCCUCUGUCAGUCCUGGACCUCGCCAUCGCGUCCCAUUCGCGCCUCAGACCUCAUUAGAUUCACCCAAGCCUGCUGAUAUCCUUGCCGGGAAAGUGUUCUGGGAUUCCGAUGAGCAUGAUGAUUUUGAAGAUGGUGGUAGGUCGAGGUGUGGCAGCUUUUCUUCAUCGAGAGGCAAUGGACCCAGAAAGGGAGCAUUCUCGCCUGUUCAGGAAACUCGCCAGGCCAUCAUUGAUGACUCACACACGGACAUACCCUCUCCCCAUCCAAGGUUUAGUGGUCGUGGUCGUGGUAGGCGAGUCAAUGUAGUCGAGCAUCUACUACGGAGGCACCUGUUGUCCUCGAGGCAUACAUUCGUAGCUACUGCUGACCAUGCCCCAUUGAGACUUGUCCCCUCGGAAGAACUCGGUGGUGCUGCACCUUCAUCACCUGGGAUGCCAGCAGCUGAACCUAUUGGCCUUGAUGAUGUACUCGAAGCGUCGUUCUUGGAUCCCGACCCGGCAGAUCAGAGCACUUUGACCAACCCACAGACGGUGGCUGAGGCUGCAACGGGCGAUUCUCGCAAGCACUUGAAGAACCUCUCUCGCUGGGACCUCAUUUCCGUUGGUGCGUUCAGACAAACUCGGGAGAACGGCUUCGAUGGCGAGUGGGGCUCGUCUCCGGAUGCCCGCCAUACUUCCGGAACCAGUGCAAAUUACAGCAGUAUCAUGAAAUCGAGCCCGCUCAGCGCUAUGCUGUGGCCUAACAACAGCACUACCACCACCAAUGGGAAGGGCAAGUCUCGAAAACGAGGCGCUAUCGUUCCAUCCGCUUUGUCGCCCAUGAUUCUUCCCCGCGGGGACGGUGAUCGCACGCCGACCGGCUAUACUGGGGGCCACCACAACCACACUAACAACGACAAUCAGCACAACAAGUAUCCGCAUAAAACGCGCAAGGAGCUUCGCCGGGAGCGGAAGCUUAAACGGAAGGGCUUUGGACCUGUCCAGCGGCCGCAUCAGAACCAUCAAUACCACUCUCACCAUCAUCAUCCGAACUUGAAGAGUAGGAGCUCGAGUUCGGCGCAGAGGUCUAGUUUCUUGAGCUCUGUUCCACCUUUGAAUUUGUGA